CCUAUAAAUUCCCACCAUCACUCUUCUCUUCUAAACCUCUUCUUUUGCUUAGUUUCACAAAUAUAAACCCAACAUUUCCACAAAUUACACUUCCUCAACUUUUUCUUCUAUAAGUUUUAUAGCUUAAACAACUUUAAAACACUCAUAAAAGCAGAUUGCAAAAAUGGUGGCACAUAAUUUUAAGUCGUUGCUAAGCGUUUUCGUAGUUCUCUUAUUAAACAUCAACCUUUGUUCGUAUUUUUCUCAUGCAAGUCCAGAUUCCGCAAACUCAAGCUCACAUGAUCUAGCAUCACCAUUGAAGGGACUCAAACUAAAUGGCUCGUUCGAUUUUAGUAACACUAGCGUUGUAGCAUAUGACUUUGGUAACAGAUUUCAUUUCCUACCCUUGGCAGUUCUAUUACCGAAAACAGUCUCCGACAUAUCUACGACAAUCAAAUAUGUUUUCGACUUAGCCAACAACUCAGAGCUCACCGUUACUGCAAGAGGCCACGGUCAUUCUCUUCAGGGUCAAUCACAAAAUAAUGGUGGCAUAGUCAUCAGCAUGGAAUCACUAGAAGAACAAAAGAUGUAUAUUCAAACAGGGGAUUUACCCUAUGUUGAUGUUUCGGGUGGUGAAUUAUGGAUAAAUAUCCUACAUGAGACGGUGAAACAGGGAUUAACGCCUAAGUCAUGGACCGACUACCUUUAUUUAUCUGUCGGAGGAACCCUAUCAAAUGCUGGGAUCAGUGGUCAAGCAUUCAGAUAUGGACCUCAAAUAAAUAAUGUCUAUCAAUUGGAAGUUGUCACAGGAAAGGGAGAUAUAGUGAAUUGUUCUGAGAAAGAGAACGCCGAUCUCUUUUAUGGUGUUCUUGGGGGACUAGGACAGCUUGGUAUCAUCACUAAGGCUAGAAUAUCACUUGAACCGGCUCCCAAAUUGGUAAAAUGGAUUAGAGUGUUGUACUCGAAUUUCAAGUUAUUCACCAAGGAUCAAGAGCAACUAAUAUCGUUAAAUAAUACAUUUGAUUAUAUUCAAGGAUUCGUCAUGACAGGUUUGAGUUCAAACUUUAGUCGUAAAAAUCCUCUGCAGGCUGGUCCUCCUUCAAGAUCUGAAGGCAAAAUUCUCUACUGUCUAGAAGUAGCGAAGUACUUCAAUCCUGAGGAUACGAACACAACAAACCAGUUUACAGAAAAUAUACUGUCAUCAUUAAACUACAUCCCACACACAAUUUUUCAAACAGAUGUACCAUAUGUGGAUUUCCUCGACCGAGUUCACCUAUCAGAUUUAAAACUCAAAGAGAAAGAUUUAGCUAAUGUAACACAACCUUGGUUGAUUGUUCUUGUUCCCAAGAGUAGCAUACAGAGCUUUGCAAAAGAAGUUUUUGGUAAUAUCCUCGCCAACACAAGUUAUAAUCCAAUCCUUAUCUAUCCAUUCAACCAAUCAAGUUGGAAGCACAACACAUCUAUGGUAACACCAGCCGAAGAUAUUAUCUACCUAGCAGCAUUUCUAACAUCUGCACCCUCAUCUUCUUCGGGACCAGAUGGACUUGAUAAUAUUUUAACAAUCAAUAAAAGAAUAUUAGAUUUCUGUGAGACGGCCAAGCUGGGGGUAAAGCAAUAUCUUCCGUUUUAUGAAACUCAGGGUGAAUGGCGAGCUCAUUUUGGAGACAGAUGGGAAGUUUUUGCACAGAGGAAAUCAACCUUCGACCCUCUAUCAAUUCUCGCACCAGGGCAAAGAAUCUUCAGCAGAGGACCAGUUAUGUCAUGAUAUUGGUUGCCAUACCCAUCAUCUUUAGAGCUUGAUUCAACGACAAGUCAACAACCUAAUAUCUACAACCUACAGGUUCAUGGAGUACAACCUUCAUUGAUGUGCACUCCUGAAACUUUUUUUUUUUUAAUCAAGAAAUCCAAUUAUUUUUGUAUGAAAUUAUAGAUAAGUCGAAGGGCAUUCAUUUGCAUGAAUUGCAUCAUAUGCCAAUGAAAACAUAAGGUCAAUCUUGAAAACCGA
This is a messenger RNA of Chenopodium quinoa (quinoa), 1984 nucleotides long. RefSeq names its product cytokinin dehydrogenase 1-like. Gene Ontology annotation, molecular function: FAD binding; cytokinin dehydrogenase activity. The transcript has 5 exons. The coding region runs from base 164 to 1744 and encodes 526 amino acids. Gene Ontology annotation, biological process: cytokinin metabolic process. The record is from RefSeq and is a predicted model, not a curated record. Lineage: Eukaryota; Viridiplantae; Streptophyta; Magnoliopsida; Caryophyllales; Amaranthaceae.